Messenger RNA from Cydia strobilella, 8951 nucleotides. RefSeq names its product endoribonuclease Dcr-1 (gene Dcr-1). The record is from RefSeq and is a predicted model, not a curated record. Gene Ontology annotation, biological process: siRNA processing; apoptotic DNA fragmentation; pre-miRNA processing. Gene Ontology annotation, molecular function: RNA binding; ribonuclease III activity; deoxyribonuclease I activity. The coding region runs from base 283 to 7446 and encodes 2387 amino acids. The transcript is spliced from 43 exons. Gene Ontology annotation, cellular component: nucleus; cytoplasm; RISC complex. NCBI's taxonomy places the organism in Eukaryota, Metazoa, Arthropoda, Insecta, Lepidoptera, Tortricidae.
UUUUACAUUUCUUUCUUGCUCGUAAACUUGUAAAGUUUUCCUAAAUUUCUACAACGAAUACGUGUUAUUUAGAGGUUUUUUUGUCAAUAAUACAAGGCUUUGGGUUGUGUGCGACUUGUUUCGGUGUUAUAUUUCAUAGUUUGCGUGUAUUACUCGGUAACCAUGUAAAGUAAACGAAGGCCAUAAUUUAGUGUAAAACAAUGGGUUUUCUAUACAUUGUUUAGUAUAAACAAAGUGUUAGGUGGUACGUUUCUGUGGAAGGAGCGAAAUAAACCUACCAAGAUGGCGGAGGGCAACUGGUCCCGUUUCACCGCGGCGGAGGGCGGGGCUCGGCUGGCGGCCGCAGCCCGCACCCGCAACACCAUAGCGGCCGAGCUGGCGGCGUUCACGGCCACGCGGUUGCUACACGAGGAGGCACAUGAGAUCAGGGGACUAUUCUCAGCCGGAAAGCAGCGCUCCAUCUUCGUGACCCGUGCCUCUCGGGUCCCUUGUGCGGCGUAUGAACUCCGAAUCCUGACUGACCUCGCGGUUGCUAGUGCGACUGAUUAUGGAGAUAUUGAAGAUUGGACGCAGGAGGUCGAGGUUAAGGAGGUGAUAGUGUGCACUUCCACAGUGUUCCGUCAACUCCUGGAAGACGGCGUCAUCACCAUAACCAGGGUGAACGUGCUCGUCGUUGACAGCUGUCAUCUGGUGCACACCGACGCACACUUGCAAACAAUAAUGGACCUCUACAAGUCAAGUCCGUCUCAGCCGAGGGUCCUCGGGCUGACUUACCCGCUCUUCCCCGCCAAGAGAUCGGACCCUGAUGCUGAGAAUACACCUGAUGAGAAGGAGGAAUCAUGUGCCAAACAAAUCACCUUACAAGAGUUCGGUGUUCGCGAGAACGUGGAUGACUUCGAGAUGUACAGCAAGCUGGAGUGGAACAUCAGAAGGCUAGAGGAGAGGCUGUGCAGCCAGAUGGAUCUGGCUGAGGACAUGGACGGCGGGAAAAGGUGUGGUUUCAUACUUGUCAACAUGUUUUGCAGGUGUAUGGUUUGUCGCGACCACUUCGAGAUGUACAGCAAGUUGGAGUGGAACAUCAGAAGGCUAGAGGAGAGGCUGUGCAGCCAGAUGGAUCUGGCUGAGGACAUGGACGGCGGGAAAAGGUUCACUGGCGCCCCCUGUAAGCCCAAAGAGCUGAUAGUGGAAUACGCCUUAAGCCGUCCCGUCUGUAGCGACUAUGAGGAGUUGGAGACCUUCAUGAGAAACGCCGUCAACGAUGUGACAGAGUUCUUAGAGGAACACAGAUACGAUCCCACGGAGAUCUAUGGCGAAGAUUUGUAUGAGGAGUUCAUGAAUAUUCCGAACCCAACAAUUGACCCUAAGCUGGUUAUCAAACAGUUUCUCUACGUUUUGGACGAGCUGGGUCCAUACGGCGCAGACAAAGCAGCAUUUUCUCUGCUAACUAAAUUAGAAAAACUAAAAAUCAAAGUUCCAUACGAAAGGCAUUUCCUGUUACUCUGUCUAUGUACUACAGUGUUAGUCAAAAUCCGGUGCUACGCUGAUCUAAUGUUCUCUAAAUACUCUGAGUUAGAUAGAAUUACUACUUUUUCCACACCAAAAGUACUCAGAUUUAUUGAAAUACUAGCUCAAUUUGAAUAUAAUGACAGUGAAAAUGAUAAAACUCAUGAAAAAGCUAUAACUGAUAAAAAAGAAAUAAAUAAUGAAAAUCGAAGUGAAAAGACAGAUAAUGUGACUAAAGAUGAUAUUAAUACAGUUACUUUAAAUGGCUUCACCACUACAAAUAGUGACGAAGACGUAGAAAAGCAGAAUGAUAAUAAAAAAAAUACUAAUAUAAUUGACGUAGAAAAUGAGAAUGAUAGUGAAAAUUUGACGAAAAAGAUGCUAGACGAUAUAGAAAAAUGCGAUUUUGUAGGACUAAGCAAUAAAAUAGAGGAUAAAGUCAACACUUACGAAGCUAACUUAAAAGAAAUACACGAUUUAAGUAUAGAUUUAAAUAAACUUGAUGUAAACAAAGAAGAAUCUAACACAAAAACUGAUACAGCCGAAGUUAAAACUGAAAUGGGUCUUACGGACCCCUGGUCGCUCCUGUUCCCUAGGCGGAUGCACAGGGUCCGGGGUCGGGGCAGGGUCCAAAGGAACGUGAUACGGAACCAGCAGGCCCAGAUGAACCCUGAUGCGUUGUGUGGCAUCGUGUUCAUGAAUGAACCUAUCAUGGCGAAGAUUAUGUUUCUCAUUGUUGUGGAUUUGUCCCGGUUCGAACCCCGUCUGUCCGGUGUGAGCGCGCAGUAUGUAGCGUGUGGUGGCGCUGCGGAUACCGCGGAGCUGAAGAGACAUGCGCGUGCACGCGAGGACGCACUGAAAAAGUUUCGUAUGCACGACUGUAACCUGCUGCUGGCGACGUCAGCUCUAGAGGAGGGCAUCGACCUGCCGCGGUGCAAUCUGGUGCUGCGAUGGGACAUCCCGGCCUCGUAUCGGUCCCAUGGGUUGUGUCGCGCGCGCGCACGCGCACCGCGCGCAUCGUGCGCGCUGCUCGCCGGCGCGGGGCGCGCGCGGGAGCUGCUGCAGCACGUCGCGGUCUACCGGGAGCUGGACCAGAUCAUAAGCCGCAAAUGCGGCUGCGGAAUCCAGGACGAGCCGCCACAACAAGAAGAAGAUCACGCAGAUGCCUUCACUGCGCUCGUGAUUCCUUACUCCCCCUCGGUCAACGUAGAAAAAGGAGAUACAGAAAAAGUCGAUGUUAAUAUUAAAGAAAAUGAUUCAGUUAAGAAAAAUAAUGAUAAAUAUUAUGAUGUAACUAGUAAAGAUAUUGAAAAUCAAAAUGAAGAAUAUCUAGUCAAGAGCAAGAAAGAAGCAGCUAUAGAGAUAAUUAGUCAAAUAACUGAAGAUAGUAAUUUUAUUAAAAAUAAUGACGAAAACGAAUCAAAUGUCAAUUUAAAAGAAAAUUCGAUAGAAGAUAGUGUAGAAUCGAAAAUUAGUGAAAAUAGGACUAGUGGGAACAGUGAACUAAAUUUGGAGUGUAACAAAUGUAAAAAGAGGAGUAGUGUGGAUAAAGAGUGUUGUAGUGAGGAGGUCAAGAAAGAGGAUAUUGCUAGUGUGGAUCUUAGUUCCGCUAUAGCUUUGAUAAAUAGAUACUGUGGCAAACUCCCCUCCGACACAUUCACUCGCCUCGCCCCCUCAUAUCGCACCGAACGAGUCCACAUACGGACUGCCUCGGGCGUGCAGCCAGCCUGGGUGUGCACUCUACGACUGCCGCUCAACUGCCCCGUCAAGUACAACAUCGUGGGUCACCCAAUGCCGACACGAGUGCUGGCGCGAAGAAUGGCGGCGUUGCAAGCUUGUAGGAUACUACACAAGUCUGGGGAGCUGGACGAACAUCUUAUGCCUAUAGGCAAGGAGAACUUCAAGGCGGGCGAGUUAGAAGCUUGCGCCGAGGCCGAUGCUAGGCCUGGAACCACGAAGAGGCGGCAAUACUAUUAUAAAAGGACAGCGCGAGCCUUCACCAACUGCGAGCCGAUUGUGGAUACGACGGACGAGCAGCUGGCGGAAGAGGCAGACGGACAGACCCAGCCAAUUAUCAGUAGCAAUGUGUUAUACGCGAUAUCGUGCACGCUCUGGUGCGCUCUACCCGAACGAUACAACACUAGAGGGCGGAGACUGCACGCCCCACAGCUGGCGAGACAAGCAUGCGGUGUGCUCAUGCGAGUACACGAACCGGACAGAUUGCAAAUCCCAUCGUUCCCGGUGUACACGCGUUCUGGCGAAGUGCGUGUGACCGUAGCCCCCGCCGCACACGCUGACACCAGGCUCAGUCCGCGGAGGAAGCAACUCAUCACGAGGUUCAUGCGUUUCGUGUUCGCGGACGUGUUGCGCGUGCGCCGCCGCGGCAUGACGCUGGAGCCGGAAGCCUGUACAUACAACAAUUAUUACGUUGUGCCUACUGUUAAAGUAAACAACUCAGACGGCACCGCCAAAGUGGACAUUGACUGGAAGUUCCUAGAACAAAUAUACCAGUACACGGAGGAGAAGGCACACGCUGAGCUAGAGAAACCGGUGCUAUGGUCGGAAGAAGGGAAGAACGAAGAAAAACGGCCCGGAGAAGGCGAAGUAUGGGCGAGGAAAGAGGAUGACACUAAAUCAGAAAACCAGGACAAGAGAAAAGUAAAGAAUAUGGACAAUCCACUGCUGAAGCCGGGAGAGAUAUUCGUGUUUGACCCGGAGAAAUACAGAGAGGCUGUUGUCACCCCGUGGUACCGGAACCAGGACCAACCUCAGUUCUUCCUAGUAGCCGAAAUAUGCUCCAACCUGACCCCAGACUCCGAGUUCCCGUCGGACACGCACACAAGCUUCAGAGAUUAUUACAAGAGCAAAUAUGGCGUCACACUCACACAGCCGAACCAGCCUCUGUUGGACGUGGACCACACUAGUGCCAGGCUCAAUCUACUUACGCCCAGAUACGUGAACCGCAAAGGCGUAGCCCUGCCCGUGUCCUCGGAGCGCACUCGGCGCGCCAAGCGCGACCGCCUCGACCAGAAGCAGAUACUAGUACCGGAACUGUGCACCGUGCAUCCCUUCGCGGCGCCACUGUGGUUCGCCACCGUCGCCCUGCCCUGCGUGCUCUACAGAAUCAACGCACUGCUAAUAGCAGACGAGAUACGUCGUGGCGUAGCGGCCGGGGUCGCUCUAGGGGUCCCAAGAGUGGGUCCGGGGUUCCAAUGGCCAGCGCUUGACUUUGGAUGGAGUCUAGCUGAGGUGCUGAGCGCCGACUCUGAGAAGAACGAUAAAAAAAAAGAAAACGAAGAGGAACCGAAAGAUGAAGACGAGGUGGAACUGAAGGAGAGAGAACACGAGGAACAGAAAGAGACGGAAGAACCCAAGGAGAAGACGAUCAACGAUAUUUUGCAGGAGAAGGAGGAUGCUGAGAGCGGCUUCGAGAUCGGCACUUGGGACAACAACAUGGCGUCCUCCAUACCGGAACCGGAGUUUGAUGAGUUUCUAGAACCGCUGCCUCCUAAUCUCACCUUCUGCACUUCCGCUUCCGGCGGUGCGAAUUGGUGUGAUCCAGUUCAGAAGCCCAAAAGCCAGUUUAAACCUUCGCGAACGUUCUCCAUGGCGGACAGCGACUGCUCCUACAUAUCGAGUGAUUUCGACACGGACGAUUCAGAUCUGAACUCUGAAGAUAGCGACGACACGGAUACCAGCGGGUUCUGUAGCAGUAAAAGCAAUGCGGCAAUGGGCGUCCGUAUAGAGUAUAAGACGGCCCACGAGGCGGAGGCCGUGGACGUGGAGCGCCGCGCCGCGCGCCCCGCGCCGCCGCGCGACGCCGCCGACGACGCCAGGGACGUGGCCGCGCACGCGCGAGCCAUGCGCGCCGGACACGCGCCCACAGAGUGCCUACAACAGUUUCAACAAUCAGUCGCCGAACAUGAACAAGAGAUCAUCCAGAAAGGCCUCCUCAUACCACAAGAUCAGCCAAUCGCAGACAUCCUACCCGACCCUUUGAAAGAUUGCCGAAAAUCCGAACCUAUACCGGACGACGAAGUAAAAACGAGAUUCCAACAACUCUUCCCUUACAAAAACGACUUUUUGAAUAUCGAAAACGGACCCUUAACCUUAGAAGCGAUCGAGAAAAACAAGCGAUCAUUACUGGCUGAAUUUAAAAAUAGUUUAUUGGAAGAAGAAAUUAAAAAAUACACCUGUUUCUCUAUGAUAGAUGUUGACAUAGAUUCACCAGAGUAUAAGAAUGAGAAAGUGUCAAAUAUAGGUUUUGAUACGAUGGAGAGUUAUGCAGAGAGAGUGGUGCGUGUCGGUGAGAGAGAAUUCAGACCGUAUUAUGAGGAUAGUAAGGGGAAUGGGAAGGAGUUUGACUUUGAUUUUCAGCCAAAUUUGGAGGGACAUCCGGGGCCGAGUCCUAGUGUUAUUUUACAGGCGCUGACGAUGUCAAACGCGAACGAUGGCAUCAACCUUGAACGGCUGGAGACCAUCGGGGACAGUUUCCUAAAGUUCGCCAUCACGGCUUACCUGUACUGCGCGCACCCUACCGUGCAUGAGGGGAAACUGAGCCAUAUGCGGAGUAAACAGGUGUCAAACUUGAACCUGUACCGACUGGGAUUACGCAAGCGUCUCGGCGCGCGAAUGAUCGCGUCCAAGUUCGAACCCCACGACAACUGGUUGCCGCCCUGCCACAAAGCUCCACCCGCCGCACACGCACCUGUGGACUCGGAGGGUGGGCAGGAGGCCCCUCCCGCCGGCUGCUUCAUCCCUUACAAUCUCAUCACGCAGCACAGUAUCCCAGACAAAUCAAUAGCGGACUGCGUGGAAGCCCUAAUAGGGGCGUACCUGCUGGAGUGCGGUCCCCGCGGAGCCCUACUGUUCAUGGCGUGGCUCGGGAUCCGGGUGCUGCCGCGGCAUGACGUGCCUGUCAAUGACCACGGUACCGCCAGCAAGUUAGAGGAGUGGCAGAAGAAGCAGUCAGCCCGCAAAACACGUCGCGAGUCAGACUCCGAGUCAUCAGACGAAGAUGAUGAUGAUGAUGAUCUUCCUCGGCCUGUCGGCUCGUUGGCGCCCUACAAAGAGAAUGGACAAUGGUUUCUGCCCAUGUUUGGAGCGCUGCGGGCGCCGCCCUCGCCGCUGCUGCGCUACAUUGCUGACCCUGAGGGCGAGCUUGAGCAGAUGUUGUCCGGCUAUGACGCAUUGGAGCGGACUCUUCAGUACCGCUUCAAAGAUCGCUCGCUCCUACUACAGGCGCUUACACACGCGUCACACCAGAGGAAUAGACUAACUGACUGCUACCAGCGGCUGGAGUUCCUAGGAGACGCCAUUUUGGACUACCUAAUAACCCGGCACCUGUACGAGGACCCUCGGCGGCACUCGCCCGGCGCGCUCACCGACCUGCGCUCGGCGCUCGUCAACAACACCAUCUUCGCCACCCUGGCGGCCCGCCACGGCUUCCACAAGUACUUCCGCCACAUGUCGCCCGGCCUAAAUGAGGUGCUGACCCGCUACGUUAGGAUACAGGAAGAAAACGGACACUCCAUCAGCGAGGAGCACUACCUGAUUCACGAAGACGAGCUGGAGCAAGCUGAAGACGUGGAGGUUCCCAAGGCCCUAGGAGACCUCUUUGAGUCCAUCGCCGGCGCCAUAUUUUUGGACUCCGGCAUGUCGCUAGCGGCGGUGUGGGGCUCGUACGAGCAGCUGAUGGGCGCCGAGCUGGAGGCGUUCUCGGCCGCCGCGCCCAAGUCCCCCGUGCGAGAGCUGCUGGAAGCCGAACCCGACACCGCCAAGUUCGGCAAACCAGAGCGUCUUGCCGACGGGAGACGAGUGCGCGUGUGCGUGGAGGUGUUCGGUCGAGGGGCCUUCAAGGGCGUGGGACGGAACUACCGCAUCGCCAAGGGCACAGCUGCCAGGUGCGCGCUAAGGCACCUUAAGAGACACAAACAACAUUGAAACUUGAUUUAAGAAGCCUUCAAGACAGAAAACCUAACUCUUAACCAGAAACCUAACGACUAAACUUAUGCAAUUAAAACUGCACGAAGCCACGCGCUUGGUGAGGUAUUGAAGCCUAUGGAGGAACCUGGUCCUCAGCAUUGAGGGAAUGACUGAAGAAUCAGUGAAAGGAAUUGCUGCCAGAUGCACCCUUAGACACCUCAAGACAAAAAACAUUGAAACUUGUUUCGAGACAACGCAGCCUUUAAGCCAGAAAACCUAGCCUUAAAUAUUAAAAUAUUAUAGGAUAACACAAACGACGUUGUGUGUAAGGUAUACACUGACGUUAUUUACUAAGGCGAUUCACACACUAAGAAUCACUGACGUUAUUUACGAAGGCGAUUCACACACUAAGAAUCACUGACGUUAUUUACGAAGGCGAUUCACACACUAAGAAUCCAUGACGUUAUUUACUAAGGCGAUUCACACACUAAGAAUCACUGACGUUAUUUACUUAGGCGAUUCACACACUAAGAAUCAGUGACGUUAUUUACUAAGGCGAUUCACACACUAAGAAUCACUGACGUUAUUUACUAAGGCGAUUCACACACUAAGAAUCAUUGACGUUAUUUACUAAGGCGAUUCACACACUAAGAAUCACUGACGUUAUUUACGAAGGCGAUUCACACACUAAGAAUCACUGACGUUAUUUACUUAGGCGAUUCACACACUAAGAAUCAGUGACGUUAUUUACUAAGGCGAUUCACACACUAAGAAUCACUGACGUUAUUUAUUUAGGCGAUUCACACACUAAGAAUCACUGACGUUAUUUACGAAGGCGAUUCACACACUAAGAAUCACUGACGUUAUUUACGAAGGCGAUUCACACACUAAGAAUCACUGACGUUAUUUACUAAGGCGAUUCACACACUAAGAAUCACUGACGUUAUUUACUAAGGUGAUUCACACACUAAGGGCCAGUUGCACCAACCAUACUUAACAGACUGAUCAACAUCAUUCAACCGAGUACUAUGAAAAUUCCUAUACAAUAAAAUUUAUCAGACGCUUUAACGGUGACAGACGGUUUGGUGCAACCGAUCCUUAGACCGAUGCUGAAUCCCGAAGAAACAUACAUACACAGUAACAUAACAGUUCAUCAGUUUGUUGUAUCAUCGCCCACACUGUUAACUGUACACAUGUAAACUUGUACACUGUAAAUUACAAAAGGCGUAAGGUUUAUUUUAUAUAAACAGAUGCACAUAUAUUUUUAUCUGUGGCGCCGUGACUUCACUCCCGUUCGGCUGUCCGUGUGUGUUUCGCCUAAUCAACCGGCGACAUACAAUUGGGUUGGCAAACUGUCAAAGGUUUUGAGAGAAAGAUGGCGCUAGCAUAGGUUUUGAAUGAAUGAAUUGAAUGUAUUGGAUUGGAUUGAAUAUAAUUAUAAUAAAUAAUAUUUUAACUUUUAUAUAUAACGCUGUAACUAAUUUUGUAACGUGUGUGUUUAUAUGAAUAUUAAAUGUAAAUAA